Cataglyphis hispanica is the source of this 3708-nucleotide messenger RNA. RefSeq lists its product as uncharacterized. Bases 187 to 2334 code for a protein of 715 amino acids. NCBI's taxonomy places the organism in Eukaryota, Metazoa, Arthropoda, Insecta, Hymenoptera, Formicidae. The transcript has 10 exons. The record is from RefSeq and is a predicted model, not a curated record.
CGCCAUUGGCGGUCGGUCCUGGUCGAAAAAGAACAGGACGUGUUCCAUACACAUCGGGAGAAUCGUCGUCAACGAUAUUGUGACAUAGUAAAAAAUAAAAAAAAAUAAAAGAAAACCGUACGCUAGUCCGGAUUUAUCGGUGGGCAUCACGCGGAUGAGACAUUAAAUUGACCAGUUCAAACAACAAUGGCAUCGCGAAGGUGGAUGCUACCGCUGCUGAUUUUGGGAACCGGCGCGAUCGCGUCGGUUACCGCGGCUCGGCAAUCGAACCGGGAGUCCUUGAGGAGCGCCCUGGACGCAGUCGCGCGAAAGCAGAGAUCCCUGGACGCGGCGGACACGCCGGAAUACUAUAACGAUCUCCAUUCGUUCAAGUAUCACGGCGGCGGCGCCGACCGCAAGUUCAAUCGCGACUUCGACGAGGAGGACGAGGAGAUCGAGUUCCUGCCUGGCGAUAACGGGCAGUUAGAAACGGCGGGGGAGGGUCUGCAGGGUCUGAACAACAAGUUGUUCGAGAGAGCAUUGCUCGAUUAUUUGGAGAACUUGCCCGAGCAGGAAGAGCCGGUAGCUUCGAUUUUUCGCGAACGCGAGCGAAGCGGUAGCCGCAAACGAGGCGGCGCCGACGAUCGAUUGAAUCUAGACGACAAGGAUCUGGCGAGGCUGUUCUUAGAGGAACUGCAGGACGGUUCUCCGUACGGUUCGCUCGACGACAUGGACGAUGACGAGUAUUUAACCGCUUUACAAACGCUUUACGACAGAUACAGAGCUGGUAGAGGGAACAAAGUAUACGAAACGGCAGGACCAAUGUCUUGGGGCGAACUGCUUAGCAAAUACUCAUCGCUAAGGAAGAACGACGAUGAAGAGAUCGCGGAUCAAAAUCAGAACAUCCUGUAUUUGCCACCUACGCUGGAACGUAGAAAUGUGAACGGUCGAUAUCCUAUCGGUCGCGAGUUUGGCAACUAUCGCAGGCUGACGAAGCGGUAUCCGGUCGCUAAGAGAAGCCCCAGACCCACCCAGACUAAGCUAAAGACCACGGAUCCUAAGGUUGCUCAAGACCUGGGAGCUUUAUUCGGCACGCAAUCCACGGACACGCACAAUCAUACUCAUAAAUCCGAUCAUAGUCACGAACACGAUCACGAACAUAUUCCCAAACGCGAUCACGUACACGAUCAUGUCCACGAUCAUGAUCACGAACACGAACAUGAACACGAUCACGGUCACGAGAGCACUUCGGAAACGCCGCCGAAAGUGACGCCGUCUCCGAAGGAUCAAAAGGAAAACGCUACGAAGCAGGCCAAAUCAAAAUUCAUCCAAGUGAGAAAGAAGAGUGUCGAUUGGUCGCAAUAUUUCGGCAUCGAUCGUAGAAAGAAGAAGGCUACUUUCACGGCCGGACAGAAUACGCAAAAUCAGGAUGACGAGUGGAUGUUGCAGCGUUAUUACGAAAAUAUGGCCGAGAAUUUAAAAUCGAAGAAUGACGAGAACGAGGGAAAGGAAAACCUCGAACAGAUGGAUUCAAAAUUGAAAUACAUUAAAGAUUUGAUUAUCGAGGAAGCUUUGAAAUACGCUAAUUUGGAGGAUGAGACGGAUCUGCAAAAGGUGAAGGAUAAAUUAAUGGCGCGAAUGGCGGCGGCCUACUCGCUGCAGAAGAUGCGCAAGGCGUUGAACGAGCUCCGAAAUAAUAUCGCGGCUCAGAAAGAAGCGGAAAGGAUGCAGGAGAAUAAUCAGACGUCAAAUUUCCGCGAGAAUAGCAAUGGUAACGCAAACAGCAACAGCGACAAUGGUGGUAGAACGGAUGAUAAACGGAGCAGUAUCAAUAAUAAUAUAGACGACCGCGAAUUCAUCGAGGAAUCUAGAAGCUGCCCGGAAUUAGAAGCCAUUAAAUGGCGAUGCCGAAACGUGGACAAUCUCGCCGGCGAUACAUUUCGGAUGCUUUACGUGCCCUGCGUGAAGCUACAGAUCUGUAAAGCUUGCGCACAGGAUGAGGAAUUGACGACGUUGUUACCCUGCGCCGUCAAUUACGCGCUGGAGGCCCGCAAGGUGUGUGACGCAUUGGAUUCCAGGGAAGGACAGUUAUCGUCGAAUCGAUUGACGGCGGCGACGGCCGAGACCCGCUAUGACGAGCGACAAUCGUGCGCGAACACCGCGGUGCUCUUGUCGCAGCUACAGCCGACGACGACCGCGUCUGCCAAGUGUCGCGCGGGUUCUGAGCGCGACUCCUGCAUACGGCAUUACCACGCGCGAUAUCGAUACUUCCGCGAGCCGCCGGUGGCACCAAAUCAUCGUCCGCAUCACGCGGGCGCCCUCGACGCGUUGCAGCAAACCAUGUCCAAGCGAUAAGAACGAGACCACGUGGGUGGAGGCUCCGGUUCCGCGCCGGCGAUAUUACGGUCCGACCGCCAAUUGUCCGGAUAUUGUCCGAACGAUUCAUUUCCCCCUGAAAUCUAAUCUACGAGAUUUGAAUAUGGAGAUCCAUUAUGAUUUUUAUUGAUUUAUAUUAAGACCUUGUUGUUAUUAUAUAUACAUAUUUAUAUUGUUUGAUAAUUGUGAUUCUUAAGUUUAUCUCUUUUAAGAUUCAUUCUGAGAAUAUUUCGUCCGGAUAAUCGGCGGUUCACCGUAAAAGGAUGUUCGCAUAAUAAAGAAUGAAUCAAGAAAUCAACCCUCAGCGGAUAUCGUGAAUUUAUAAAUUUCUGUAAUUUCUAAUGAGCCUUCAUUUAGAGACAAAAAUAUUCAAAAGAGACUUAUAAAGAACUGAUUUUAAUCAUAUCAUCUUAUAUGUGUGCGUGCGGUAUGUAAUAUGAAUGUAUGCGUCUAAGAUUUUUUUUUUUGCAUUUUAUUAUCAAUUGCUGCAAUUUUUCUUUUUUAAUUAAUGGAGUCUCUGAGAGACCUCCCGGUAUUCGUUGAGGGUUAAUAGGCUGGCACACGAAAGGUUAAUUCUCGAAUCGAAAUAAACUGGAUUAGACUAAUUAGUGGAAAUUUUCGUUUGUCGGAAUAAGAGUUGAAAGAAGAAAAACAUAAUUUGAUUGUCCGUUUUCUUUCGAUUUGAGACCAACCGCGAAUUCAGAUCUCGAACAAAUACGACUUGACUUGAUCCAGCUCCUUUUACACACGACGCUCCUUCAUGAUUUUAGAUAUAAAAAUUCUUUGUCGGCAAAAUUUCAAAGAAUUCCCAAUUAAUAGAAAAAUAAUUUUAAAACAAUAAUUCUAAAAAAAUAUAUAUAUUUAAUUAGCGAAAUAAUGCGUUUUAUCUGUUAAAGAAAUUGAAGAAUCUUAAAUUCGAAAAUAAGUAGAUAAUAUAUUUAAUUAACGAGAGACAAAAAAGGCAUUUUAUCUAUUUGCGAGGUGUGCUAUUCGCGCGAACGGCUUUUCAAACCACGACCUCCUUUCUCUUCCGCUGAACUGAACAACGAGACUAAUGAAUUAUAGGGACAAUAAUAUAACGAGACUCGCAACACAGAUCACAAUCACGACGACACACCGAACCUUUUGCGUACAUACGACAUGUUUGGACGAGCGCCUCGCAAAUGAAAUCGGAUGUAAAGUCGAAUGGAAAUAUGUAAGCAUAUGUAAAUUAAGUAUAUAAAGAGCAAGAAAACGAAAAAAUAAAAAAACAUGUCGCCGCGAGCGCGUCUACUUCCUCUAACUUCCGUAUAUGUGUGUAAAAAAAAAAAGAAAAAUACUCGCGUCGAAAAAUUUCAGCGAGAAUAAGACCAG